Caenorhabditis auriculariae is the source of this 1804-nucleotide messenger RNA. NCBI's taxonomy places the organism in Eukaryota, Metazoa, Nematoda, Chromadorea, Rhabditida, Rhabditidae. The record is from the annotation of a GenBank genome assembly.
AUGCCUCCCGAUGGAAAUGCGAGAAACUCAGGGCCCAGUUUUGAACAACGUCAAAAAAAUUUGGACGAGCCGAUUACUAACUCAGUUGGCCCUUUUUUCAAACUUUUAGAAAUUUUUUUUUGUAGAAAUGGACAACUGUUUUUCCACAAAAUCUUUCGGACGAGGUCAGCUCGCAACGGUUCAUGGUUAGAGCAGUUUUUGUAGCGUUUUCCAGUGUUCUGCGUUAUCGAAAGAUCUUGCCAGAGCAUUGUUUCAGAUCAAUGUACAUAACAGGUUGAGAAUGUUUUUUUUUUCAAAAACUCAUUCCAAAAUUUAGAAAACGUAAAGGUGAAGUCCUUAGACUACAAAAAUUCGAUUGGAUGUACUGUGGCAUCUAAACUUCGGAGUGCGGGUGAAGCGAUAAAGGUAGUUUUACAGAAAUAUGCGUCUAUCGAAAUUUUCAUUGUUGUAUUUUCAAGUAUCAGAAAGAGCCAGUUCUGUAUGUUUAAUACUAGUUUGGCCGUGUUUGAAGCUAUUUCCGCGGAAUGUUGAAUAAUCUCUAACUCAAAAUUUAAUUAGCUUUUUCUUUCUCUGAAAAAAUGCAACCGUUGCUGGAAAGUUGUCCAACCUGGAAGUAUUUAAAUUUUUGAAAAGAAAAAAGUCGAAAAAAAAAGUGAUUAAAUAAAAUCAUUGUAUAAUCGUGAUUUCCCUGUACCAUUCCUAUAUAAUUGUUGAGGCCGGUUACCUGGACGAGUUGGCUUUGGUUGUCUAUUUAGACGAGAAAGACGAGGAUGACGCCGCUGAGGUCUUCACGUGGAAAAUGCAUUAUGACGAUGGAAUUCCAUAUGCAGAGCUGAGCAGGUUAAAAAUCCAGAAUUUCCUAAUAAUUUUGAAAUUGCUUAGUGGGAGUGACAGCGACAGUAGUCUAGUUCGUUUAGCCGCUGUGAAAUACGAAGGAUCGCAUAAAGUUCGUGAUCAAUUUGUAAUCAUGAUGCGCUCUAUUAUUUACUUAUGCGUCAAACUUCUGAAGCCUUUGCCAGAAACGGCGAGUGCGAAUUUUCGUAUCAAAUUUCGGGAUCGUAAGUAUUUGUAUAUCUCGAGUAAAUUACAAAAAUUCAAUCCAGACACGCCGAAAGAUUACAGUGUGAGUGAGUUUCAUGAUUCACAAACUUUCUACCGUCUUCCGCCGGAAAUACAAUCUGCAACGAUUGGAAACGUGCGCUCUGGCCUUCAUGGGUAAGAAAUAAGACCUUUCAAGCUCAUAAAAUUUGUUUUGAGUACGGUUUUGAACUGCACGAGCAUCUACCUUGAAGAUACACUUGAUGCCGAGCUCAAGUUGAAAAAAAUGACGGAAGAAUAUGCCGACAAUAUGGGAUUAUCACAGAGCGAAAUUCUCUACCAAUCUUUCACUUCCCACGAUGUUUCCGCUCGUGAAUCUCCUCCAGUGAGAAACUUUCUAAAACUUUUUGCAUUUUUGUUUUCAAGGCAGUAGAAGUCCCGCGAGCUGCAUCACGUCACGAAGAACCUGAAGCUGUUAGUUUCCGAGGACCUUCUCUUAUCGUGAAUUUUUCCAGAUGGAGGUGGACACGGAAGUCGUGGCCCUAGAAGAAAGUUCCCAUUCUGGAAGCACAAAAGAGAAAAAAACGCGUGGCAGACCAAAAGCCGCUCCUCGAACGAAGGCUCAGAAAAUUGAGAAGAAGAAAUCACCGAUGGUAUAUUUUAAAAUUUCUACUGAUAAAUUUUGAAAUGUCAGUUUCAGAAAGCCCCAGCGAAGCGUUUUGGACGUGUGCACACGCUGACUGGCUCAUCUCCGGAUAAAAGAUAA